AAAUAAUGUUCCAUCACUUCAGACUAAAUCAUUAAGACGUAUAGCGUGGGUAAGUUUCCUGAAAUAGAUAUUUAUGCAUGAAUCAUCGAAUUCCAGAAGUAAAUACUUACUUCUUUCCGGAAGCAUUCAUUUGUCGAUUAUCAAUUCAAUUUCGAUUUAUUUGCAGCCUGAUGCAAUCCAGAGAAAGGCAGGAUAUUAUUCUUCAUAAAUAUUUUCUAAUCAAUUCACAACUUAAUGGCCUUUUUCCAAAAUAGGAAGUUGAAAUGUACCCAUGUGCAGAACAGUAUUGUCGAGGUACGAAAUAGUCUGCCUACAUAAUGUCACACUUAACUAAUUUCAGAUCAAAACUGCAAAACUUAAAUGUAUUGCAGAUACAAUUUAUCGUUCCUACAUUAACGACAACGUGCUAAAGUUUCGAAAAUGGAUUGGCCCGGAAAAGCUAAAAAGUAUUACUAAUGCUGCAGUAAAUACCUGGAUUCAACUUACAAAUUACUAUGAAGCUACCUUAGCCGAUUUUAAGAACAUGGAUCUAUUUUUACAACUACAUCCAGCAGAAGUAUUGGAUUUUUUGCAAGAAGGAUUUUUUAUGAUCAACGAAACUGACAAAAAUAUGUUUCUUAGAUUUAUUUUAGUUGUGCCAUUACGAUAUAAAAGUUAGUCGAUAUUUCAUGUAGGGUGGUCUAUGAAACACGAUGUCACGGAAAAAUCGGCUUUUAGCACCCCAUCUUUUACCCCUUUAUGCCCACUUUUAGCAUGUAAAUGCAGCUGUCACUCAAACAGUUAACCUCCUACCUUCCAUGCUGCCCCUUGACAUCAGUUUUGGGCCAUCCCUGUGAACAGAUGCGUUUUUAACCUAGUCAGUUACAUACGUGUUUUUUUAAUUCAGAUCAACCUGUCGAUAUAGCUGCUUGGAAUUCAAUUGUCGAGACCUUAAAGUCAAAUGAAACAAUUCAGAAUGUCAGAGAAAUUCAAAUUCUAUUUGAUGACGUUAUUAGUUCUUCUCCAAACCCAUUGUUGAAUCUCGACAAAUACACCGGCUACGACUUUGAAAAAACUAUGGACGGAUUCAAUAAUCUGACAAAAUUAGUCAUUCGAGGUAAAGCAGCCAAUGAUGACCUCCUUCGUGCAGUUGGGGAACAUUGUUAUCGUCUUAAAUAUUUGGACAUAAAUGGAAGUGCGGCAACAAGUGAUGGCAUUCGCCUACUUUUCUUUAAAGACGUGGAAUCUGAAAACAGGUACAGAGUGAGAUUCAAUCAAGCAAUGGCGUGGAACAUGCCGAAAUAUUUAUUGAGACCGCUGACAAAAACGUGAGCUCAUCAAUGCAUAUGUACUAAUAUGUACAUUAACAGGGAUGCAUAAUUAAUUACGAUUGUCACCUAAUAGGUUGGAAUAUUUCGACAUGUCUCAAUUGUUAAACACCAAUCGAGUGCUUUGCAGCUCUAUUUUAAUGGCAUGUCCCCAAUUAGUUGCAACUCCAAAUAAAUUUUUCUUUACUCCGACUGGGAAUACAAAAAUUGUUUGCAAAAAUUUCAACACCAGUCCAACGUUGAUGCCCCUGAGACAAAGCUUGGUGCUGAAUGUUCGAACACAAUUUUGUGAAGACAUCUUCUGCUUUGUGAGAGGUCUUUUAGCCUGCACGCAUGCAAUUUUACCAUCAUUUGAAGUGAGGAUUGACGAUAUUGGGUAUGAAGUUGGAUUUCUGCUGUUUUCUAAUGAACGUCUUAUUGCUUACUGCCAACUGGAUCAACUUACCGUAAUCAACUUCUGUAGCUACACGCAAUCAGUCUGUCAGUUCAUCCCUAUUGACCUAUUAGGUCAUUUUGCACCAAAUCUUCAGAGGAUCAAGGCCCCCUUAAAAGGAACAGUCAGUGACAAGUAUCCCUUAAACGAUUUAAAACAAGUUACAAUUUCAAUGGUCUAUGAAUGGGAGACUAUAAAAACUAUUGUGAAAAAAUGCCGUGAACUAGUUUACUUGGAAAUCCGGGAGUUGCUUUAUCAUCCAAGUGCCGUAGGGGACGAAGAUAUCUUUCAAUUGUUUGAACGCGGCUCUGAAAAUUUAGAAGUUUUCCGAUUAUUGUUCAAAAACAACAUUACUUUGCUCGGAGGUUUGACAGAUAUUCUAAAAACUUGCCCUUCCUUGCGGAUUAUUGGCGACUUAAAAUACUGGAAAAUAACAGAGAAGCUCUUUUAUAGGCUACAUAAGCAAGUAAAUCUCCAUAAUUUCAGAAUCGUAAUAGAAUAUGAUGGGGUAUUGACUGAAUUCUAAUUUAUUUCUGCCAAUG
Molecule: messenger RNA, 2282 nt
Organism: Folsomia candida
Lineage: Eukaryota; Metazoa; Arthropoda; Collembola; Entomobryomorpha; Isotomidae
Exons: 2
Coding region: 1400-2266 (288 amino acids)
Source: RefSeq, a predicted model, not a curated record